GGCGGCGGCGCUUCCGGCCUCCAUGUUGGCGGGCGGGGAGGCCUGGUGGCGGGCGCCGCGCUCGGGCCUCGGCGCAGCCCCGGGCCGGGCCGCCAGGCGUUUCUCGGGGGGCGCGGCUGCCUCUCCGGCCCGCCCGGCCCGGAGCCGCGCGGGAGGCCGUGCGUGCCCGGGCCGGAACGGGGCCGCUGCGGUCCCCGCGGUCGGGACAGGCCGGGGCUUGCUGCGUGUUCGUGGGACGCCGCAGGGGUCGGAGCCGUGCUGCGCCGUCCCCUGCGGGUUUAUCGGAGGAGGAUGGGCUGCCAGGCCUCACGCCCUGCGCGCGCACACCUUAGUCUUGGUUUUGCGGAUUCCGCCUCAGAGUCGGCCGGAGGCCCGCGGACUGGCCGCUGGGGGAGCCUGGGUUCCGUGGGCGGGCUUGGGCUCUGGAACGAGUGGGUCGCGGCCGUGGCCGGGGGGAGCCCGCUGAGCCCCGAUCCGGGUUGCGUGAAGCUCGCUCUUUGGACGCCUAAGCCCCGAACGCCAAAGUUUGUCCGGUGCAGAAAACCCCAGGCGGCCGGCGGCCCUGUGUCUGGGUGCUGGCUCUGCUUCCUGCCGGCCACGGGGAGACCCAGCUGGGGCUGCUGGCUGUUGAGAGCAUUUAGGGGAUGGCCAGUGGAUGGGACACGCUGUGUCCGCCUUUCAGGUGGAGUCAGCCUGGGGCUCGGGGCAGCUCUGGCCGAAGCCUCCGCAGAGCCCUUGAGACCCUCGUGGGCCCGGAGGGAGGGGCCGGCCCCGUCCUGCCGGGUGCUGGGCGCGAGGGGCUGGGGUUUUUGGAGGACAUUUCCUGGUUUUAGGGGACUGGCCACCCCUCGCUUCACAUCCCGUGCGGCAGGAGCAGGGUGUGAGUGCCUUUGGCUCCUCGGCCCCGCCUGCCAUGGCCUCCGUGUUGGGGGCACAGGCCCCAGCUCCGGCCUCGCAGGACCAGGGUCUGGCCAGUGGCUCCCAGCUCUCCAGCAGGAGACUGGUGUGGGGCCCCUGGCUCUGGCCGGGGCAGCCCCGCGCCUCACCCUGAGCGGUCUGGAGACCCUGCCCGGGGGUCUGCAGGUGACUGAGGGCCCCUUCUCUCCCUGACACUCAGUGUCCAGGUGCUGCCUCGCGCUGGGGCUGGCUGGUGAGCUGGACUCAGCUCAGUGUGGAGGCCUGGCUGGGGAGUGGGUGCCUCCCCAGGUGGGCUUCCCUCCUGACCCGUGACCGUGGCAUGCCGGCUGUGCAGGGACGCUGGUCCUGCCCUUGGACGCUUUGAGUGGGUACAGCACUUGGCACUGGUGACGGCGUUUGCGUAUUAACCAUGGUGAUAAGUUCUGGGCCUGCAGCACCAGCAUCCCAUAUGGGUGCCCGUUCAAUUCCAGCUGCUGCACUGGGAUCCAGCUCCCUGCUGUGGCCGAGGGCAGCAGAGGGCAGCCCAAGUGCUCGGGCCCCUGCACCGCUGGGGGAGACCCGGGAGAAACUGGGCUCCUGGCUUCGGUCUGGCCCAGCUCCUGCUGGGGAGUGAGCCAGCUCUUCCCUCUGUAACUCUGCCUUUCAAAUAAAAUGAACAAAUCUUUUUAAAGUUUCUCUUGUAGCCAGUUUUGGUUUUCGGCUCUGCGGCCUGUAACGUCUGGUCUGAUGAACGCCUGGUUGUGCUGUAGUAGCACUAGCACGUUUUCAUUGUGGGAGAACCAUCUGAGUGCACAGCAGUGAGCGCAUUCUCAGUGUUGUGGAAUCAUCACACUGUGUGCAGAACCUCCUGCCUGCCCCGGACAGGCCCCCCCCCCCCCCCCCCCCCGCUCCUCUGCUGCUUUGUCUGAAUGCCAUUGUUUUAGGGACUUCACCGGGGUAUCUUUUUUUUUUUUUUUUUUAAGAUUUGUUUAUUUGAAAGGCAGAGGGAGGGGUCUUUUAUCUGCUGGUUCACUCCCCAGAUGGCCACAACAGCCGGGGCUGGGCCAAGCAGGAGCCAGGAGCUGCUUCUGGGUCUCCCAGGUGGAUGCAGGGACCCAAGUACUCAGACCAUCUUCCACUGUGUUCCCAGGCCAUUAUCAGGGAGCUGGGUGGGAAGUGGAGAAGCAGCGGGGACUUGCAUCGGUGCCCAUGUGGGAUGCCGGCGGCGCAGGCGUGGUUAAGCCCUGCCACAGCGCUGCUCCCUGUUUCCCUUCCUGCCCACGACUUCUCCACGCCCGCCGUGGCAGUUGCUGGUGGUGCGAGGGGCGUCUGGACGCUUUCCUGAGCCCUGGCUGGUCACAUGCUUUGCAGAAAUGUCUGCUCUUAAGUUCUUUGCCUGCUUUUUUGUUUUGUUCUGGUAGAUUUAUCUGACAGUGGCAGAGAGAGGUAGAGACAGAGAAAGAGAUCUUCCGUCUACUGGCUCACUGCCCAAAUGUCUGUGAAAGCCAGACUGGGCCAGGCUGAAGCCAGGAGCAUCACCCAGGUCUCCCACGUGGGUGCAGGGGCCCAGGCACUACACGCUCACCGGCUGCCUCCCAAGCCAUCAGCAGGAAGCCGGGUGGAAGCAGAGCCGGGACCCAGGCCCAGGCCCCCGCCUGUGGGGCGUAGUGUCAGUUGUAACCCUGGGCCAGCACCUGCUCCGUGGUGUGGGUGCAGCAGGCUCUUGGGCCGCCUGAGGGCAGAGCCAGCAAGCACAGGGCAUUGCCCUCCCUCUCGCCCUCCCCUCUUGUGCGUGGGUUUCCCACCGGGGAGAGGGCUUCUUAGGGCCCUGUGGGUGCCCAGCACCCGGUUCUGAGUUCUCGCCAGGAUUACGGAGAGGAAGGGGGACGGGAAGCUGACCUCCAUGUCCUGCUUCCCGCCCGUCCUGUCCUCAGCUCCCUGGAGCGAGCAGCGCUUGGUUCCGCUCGUGCACUGGGGGCUGCCGCCUGACGUCAGCGUGGCAGGCUGGGAUGUGCAGGACUUGGGGCCCUGGAGGAGUGACCUGCUGGCCUCGGGGUUCCGCUGCGGCUGUGCCAUGGCCACCCCGGACGUGAGCGUCCACAUGGAGGAGGUGGUGGUCGUGACCACGCCCGACACCGCGGUCGACGGCAGCGGUGUGGAGGAGGUCAAGACCGUGCUGGUGACGACCAACUUGGCCCCUCACGGGGGGGACCUGGCGGAAGAUAACAUGGAGACGGAGAAUGCCGCCGCCGCGGCCGCUGCUGCCUUCACAGCCUCCUCGCAGCUCAAGGAAGCCGUGUUAGUGAAGAUGGCCGAAGAGGGGGAGAACCUGGAGGCUGAGAUCGUGUACCCCAUCACCUGCGGGGACAGCAGGGCCAACCUCAUCUGGAGGAAGUUCGUGUGUCCUGGCAUCAACGUUAAGUGUGUCCAGUACGACGAGCACGUGAUCAGCCCAAAGGAGUUUGUGCACCUGGCGGGCAAGUCCACGCUGAAGGACUGGAAGAGGGCCAUCCGCAUGAACGGCAUCAUGCUCAGGAAGAUCAUGGACUCGGGGGAGCUGGACUUCUACCAGCACGACAAAGUCUGCUCCAACACCUGUCGCAGCACCAAGAUCGACCUCUCGGGGGCCCGCGUGUCCCUGAGCAGCCCCACGUCUGCUGAGUACAUCCCGCUCACGCCCGCCACGGCUGACGUGAACGGCUCCCCUGCUACCAUCACCAUAGAGACCUGUGAGGACCCUGGGGACUGGACCACGGCCAUGGCAGACGACACGUUUGCCUUCUGGCGGGGGCUGAAGGACGCGGGCCUGCUGGACGAGGUCAUCCAGGAGUUCCACCAGGAGCUGGUGGAGACCAUGAAGGGCCUGCAGCAGCGCGUCCAGGACCCCCCCCUGCAGCUCCGAGACGCCGUGCUGCUCAACAACAUCGUGCAGAACUUCGGCAUGCUGGACCUGGUGAAGAAGGUCCUGGCCAGCCACAAGUGCCAGAUGGACCGCUCCCGGGAGCAGUACGCCCGCGACCUGGCAGCCCUGGAGCAGCAGUGUGACGAGCACCGCCGCCGCGCCCGGGAGCUCAAGCACAAGUCGCAGCACCUCAGCAACGUGCUCAUGACGCUGACCCCCGUGUCCCUGCCGCCCCCCAUGAAGCGGCCCCGGCUCGCACGGGCCACAUCUGGCCCGGCCGCCAUGGCCUCGCAGGUGCUCACUCAGUCCGCACAGAUCGCACUUGGCACAGGCGUGCCCGUGUCCCAGCUGACCAGCGUGCCGCUUGGCAAAGUGGUGUCCACCCUGCCGCCUGCUGUCCUGGGCAAAGGCUCCUCCCAGGCGCCCCCUGCCAGCUCCCCAGCCUCCCCGCUCCUGGGCGGAUACACGGUCCUGGCCUCCUCGGGCCCCACCUUCCCCAGCACCGUGGAGAUCCACCCGGACGCCUCCAGCCUCACCGUGCUGAGCACGGCGGCCAUGCAGGACGGCAGCACGGUGCUGAAGGUGGUCAGCCCGCUGCAGCUGCUCACGCUGCCUGGCCUCGGCCCCACCCUGCAGAACGUGGCCCAGGCCUCACCUGGGGGCAGCACGAUCGUGACAGUGCCCACGGGGGCCGCCCCAGGGCCCGAGGAGCACACAGCUACCAUUGAGGUGGCCGCUGUGGCAGAGGACCAUGAGCAGAAGUAGCCGGCGGGAGGGCGGGGCCCUUGGGCAACAGAGCUGGCUGCCUCUCCUCAGGCCACAGACGGACGGUGGGUCACGUGGGCUGAACCAAAGAGAGAAAUCGCCAGAACGCGGCAGAGAAGAGCAAAGAGGCAGGGGCGGCGCGGCAGGGGCGGCGCAGCGGGGACCGCGGGCCUCCAGACCUGAACCUCCCUCCCCCUGCUCUUGGGAAAUGUGCUGUCCCCCUGUUGCUCACGCUGGGCCUUCCCUGGGAGCCGCUGGAGGACGACGAGCAGGAGCCGGUGCUGGUGCGGCCCUGGUGCCUGCGCCCCCGCCCCCGCCCGGCCCCUGGGGUCAGAGCCUGGGGGACGUUACUACACACGUCUUGGGGACCGUACCCAAGUGUGGAAACCCAUGGAUCCUAUGGAUUUGGCUUCUUCCCACAGUUUUCUGUAGGGUUAGUGUGGCUGCGCCCCGUUCUCCGCCCUCGUGGGAGCGUGUGCUGGGGCUGGGGCGCAGGCCCGGGUGCUCAGGGGACCGAGGCCGCGCGUGUCCCGCGGUGGCGUUGAGGGAGCUGCUCAGUAGGCUUCCAGAAAGAGUCAGGUUUACAGCAUUUUCAACCAAACAGUGCCGAGUGCCUCGGCUUCCCCAGUUGGCUCUGGGAGGAGGCCUGCGGCGCCGAUGCAUGCACUUGUCCAGGUGCAGGGCGGCCUGGGCGGCACCCUGCCCGCAGCUGCCCCCCAGGAGUCUGAGCUCUGGGUGGGGCAUGUCAGGAGGACGGAGCCGCUCUGGAGGGCAGCCCUCAGUGCCCUGAGCCCUGCCCAGCUCCCUGUCCUGAGGGAGCCCUGGGGUUUGGGAGCUGCUCGGGGUGGGGGGGACAGCAGGUCAGGGCUGGCGAGGGGGCUCCUGGGACCUGGCCUUGAGGGGCUGUCCUGGGCUGCUUGUGGAUCUGGUUUGGACUCAGGAGGAAGACCAGGCUGGGCAGGGGUGCCCUCCAGGCCCAAGCCCCGGGGCCAGGCUUCCAGGAGCAGGAGCUCAGGGUGUGUCCUGGGCGCUCCCGCUGGCCCUGUUUCUCCUUAGGGGCUGCAGCCCCACUUUGCUGCCUUGAGGGGACCUGGCUGAGCAGCCGUGCUUGCACCUUGCGCGCCGCGUGCUCGCCCUGUUCUGGAGUCCGGCCGCAGGCCCUGCCCCCCUUCCCUCUGGUAGGUCAGUGCUCGCGCGGCCGGAGCCGCCCGGCCCAGCGUGCUGUUUACCUGUUUGUAUGCAUACUCCUUUUUUACACUCGUUUUUACUCGAGUUGUGAGUCCUGUUACAUGCAGCCGUGUGGCCCUGUGGGCACCCAGAGGGCGGUGAAUGGCAGGUGGUACUGCCGGCAGUCCCUGCCCCCAGCUCAGACCACAGUGAACCGCGUCCGAGCUGGGAGCCAGGGGCCUGCAGCCUGCAGCCUGCAGCCGGACUGCCGUGGCCAGGGUCUGUUUUCUUUCUUUUUAGGAGCAAGGUUGGGUUCCUUCCUGCCCUUGCCCCUUUUGUCCACUGAGAGAUGAAGUCCAUCUCAGAGCCAUACAGAACAGCCACAAGGCAGCUUCAGGGGCAGUGCCGACCCACGUGGGGCGUCCCCGGCCUGCGAGCCGUUCCUGGCAGGUGCUUGGAGCCCCUGCUGGAGGAGGGACUGGAGAGACAGGAAGGCUAGGGUGGCCAGCGCCCCCACCCCCUGCCUGGCCGCCGUUCCUGGCUUUCUGAGGACGUGGGGUUGGGUUUGGUCUUGGCACAGAGGGGAGAGUGUGUCCGUGCCUGUCACGGGCACCCUGGGCGUGGCGUGGGAGCUCUGCUCUGUACGGUGUUUGCAAGUAUCUGCUUGGUACUUUGAUUUAAAAUAAACACAUUUUUCAUAA
Oryctolagus cuniculus (rabbit) is the source of this 6432-nucleotide messenger RNA. RefSeq names its product glucocorticoid modulatory element binding protein 2 (gene GMEB2). Lineage: Eukaryota; Metazoa; Chordata; Mammalia; Lagomorpha; Leporidae. Gene Ontology annotation, biological process: regulation of transcription by RNA polymerase II. Gene Ontology annotation, molecular function: RNA polymerase II cis-regulatory region sequence-specific DNA binding. Gene Ontology annotation, cellular component: nucleus. The record is from RefSeq and is a predicted model, not a curated record.